AUGUUAUUCAAUUUAUUACCAGCGUCAAGAUACAGUUCAAAAUCUUACAGCGUUCGAUGCAUAUGGACUAGACAUAUAUCCUAUCACCGAGUCGGUAGUGUUCAAUGUAUACAAAUAUCAAAAAAAGUAAAUGGUGUCGUCAAAAGCACCCGAUCGACUUGGCCCGUUCUACAAGCGAUGAAUUGGAAAUCAUAUGCACCGAAAUAUCCAGAAUUGUAUGGAAAAAAGGUAACACGAGCACCAACUUUACAAAAGUUAAAAGUGAUAAGUUGGUUGGGGUUCAUUAAAGGAGCAAAAGGAGUGUUUUACUAUGCUUACUACGAUCUAGUGUAUAUAGACGAUAAGGGGAUCCUUUUGUGUACAGGUGGUGGAGACAAACAGAGUUGUGUUUUUAAAGAAAUGAGUGAAAAAUUACGAUUUUAUAAUCAUCGCAAAUGCAAACCAAAAAGAAGAAAAAACGCCAGUGUAGUUCUUUCUAAUGGAAAGUAUGAACGAAUAUUGGGAAAUGGAAUAAAGAAUGGGGAGAAAGAAACACCAGGGG
This is a messenger RNA of Entamoeba invadens IP1, 541 nucleotides long. RefSeq lists its product as hypothetical. The record is from RefSeq and is a predicted model, not a curated record. The transcript is spliced from 2 exons. The annotation marks the transcript as partial. NCBI's taxonomy places the organism in Eukaryota, Evosea, Mastigamoebida, Endamoebidae.